This is a messenger RNA of Ruditapes philippinarum (Manila clam), 1003 nucleotides long. RefSeq names its product heat shock 70 kDa protein 12B-like. Lineage: Eukaryota; Metazoa; Mollusca; Bivalvia; Venerida; Veneridae. The record is from RefSeq and is a predicted model, not a curated record. The transcript is spliced from 4 exons. The annotation marks the transcript as partial.
GUCAUGGUAUGUAGUUUCUAUUGUACAAACUACAUCACAAUUCUAUUGUUUGAUUAAUGCUUUGAGAUAUCAGUUACUAGAUCUAUUUACAAACUGAUACAUGGUAGUUAUAAUAACACGUAUAUUUUGAAACCUUUUUUAAAAAAGGGGACUACAUCGGCAAAUCUUAUGUACAAUUUCUACCUGAUUAAGGGAUUUAUGACAUUCAAAGAUUUAAUGUAAUUGGAUUUUAUAGCGUAAAUUCAUGGACAACGAAUAUUACAAUAUCUUCCUGGUUGUUUGAAAGAGGAAGUGCGAAUAAAGUCAUUUGACAUGGCUACAAGAGACUUGCUCGUCGGGGCGAUAGACUUCGGCAAAACAUAUUCUGGCUGGGCUUUCUCCUCCCUGAAUGAUUUUCUGUUGGAUCCUACAAAAGCGUCUGGCAAGCAAUGGCACUCAGGAUCUGGAACUCUAGUUACAGAAAAAGCACCCACGUGUUUGUUGAUAAAGUCAGAUGGAAAGACCCUCGAAGCUUUCGGAUAUGAUGCUGAAAACCAAUACAGGGAGCUUGCAGACAACGAAAUGCACAAGGAGUAUUAUUACUUCAGAAGAUUUAAAAUGGCGCUAAAUAAAAAGCUUGGUGAGAAACUGGACCGCGGCAUGACAAUAGAAGAUGAGAUGGGAAAGUCGAUGAUUGCGUUAAACGUGUUUGCCAUGGCAAUCGAAUAUCUGGUAGGAGAUAUGAUGAAGAGUGUAAAUGCUCAACUUAAAACUCCUUUAAAAAAAGAUGAUGUUCAUUGGGUACUUACUGUUCCGGCAAUAUGGACAGAUGCUGCAAAACAAUUUAUGAGAGUGGCCGCGGUGCAGGCUGGCCUUUUAACGAACAAAUUGACGAUUGCACUGGAGCCAGAAGCAGCAUCGAUAUUCUGCCGCCAUCUGUCAGUGGAUACAGCUAUUUCUGGUGGAAAUAUUUCAUUAGCGAAGAUGCCUGUCGGUACUAGAUACAUGGUUCUCGAUGCAGGAG